AUGGCGCCAGGCCGUAUCGAUUCAUCUGUCGAGUCGGCACCUUUGGGAAAGACAACCAAGCCUACUGUAUACCUCUUGGACAGAUUCCAUCCUGAUGCAGAGAAGCAUGCACAGUCACUAUUCGAUGCGGUCCUUCCCGGUGACAGCCGUCACGCUCAAUGGCGGGAGAAGGCUGAAUACCUACUGAUUCGAGGCUCAUACCUGACAGCGGAUGAUGUGCAGUCAAGUCCAAGGCUCAAGGCGCUUGGGAAACAAGGCGUUGGCAUUGACAAGAUCGACGCCACAGCAUGCAGUGAACGGGAUAUCAAGAUCUUCACCACUCCGGGCGUCAAUGCGCAAGCCGUCGCCGAAACCGUCUUAACACUCACAAUGUCCGUAGCACGGCAAGUAGGGCACAUCACGGCGCAGCAGAGCCACGGCAAGCUGGUACCGAAAGAGAAGUGCUCAGGUCUGAUCAUAAGCGGCAAGACUGUUGGCAUUGUCGGUAUGGGAAACAUUGGCCAAAGGGUCGCCAGGAUAUUCCAAGGAGGACUGGGAUGUGACAUUGUUGCAUACGACCCUCUACUGCCCGCAGAUGCAUGGGCAGACAUACCACACACCCGCGCUAAGACGCUGGAUCAGGUCCUGGAAGUAUCUGACGUGUUCACGCUCCACAUCCCACUACUUCCUCAGACACGUAACCUCAUUGGGUACCAACAGUUGUCACAAAUGAAGAGUAAUGCAAUCAUAAUCAACGCUGCGCGGGGUGGUAUCGUCAACGAAGCUGACUUGGAACGCGCCUUGAAUGAAGGGUUGAUAUUUGGCGCUGGACUGGACUGCCACGAACAAGAGCCGCCUACACAAGAGCGAUACGGUGGACUCUGGGACACAGGACGCGUACAACGGCUGCGGUCGACAGAUUGGCCGAGUAUAUAA
Messenger RNA from Parastagonospora nodorum SN15, 915 nucleotides. RefSeq lists its product as hypothetical. Lineage: Eukaryota; Fungi; Ascomycota; Dothideomycetes; Pleosporales; Phaeosphaeriaceae. The record is from RefSeq and is a predicted model, not a curated record. Gene Ontology annotation, molecular function: NAD binding; hydroxypyruvate reductase [NAD(P)H] activity; glyoxylate reductase (NADPH) activity. The coding region runs from base 1 to 915 and encodes 304 amino acids. The transcript has 3 exons. Gene Ontology annotation, cellular component: cytosol.